AUGGGGAUGAUGAUUAUCCUACAAUUCCAGAACUUCGCGAAAUAUUGCCGAAGAGCCACAUCACAGGACGUCAACAUAACGAUGAAGUUGGCUCUAGAACAAGCAAAUGAGUGGGGACUUCACUACGACUUUGUGUCCAACAUAUUGGAGGCAGUAGUACGGUCAUUUCGAAAGUUGCAAAUCGAUGAGACAGAGUGUGCCGUGUUGAAAACGAUUCUGAUAUUGAAGCGUAAGUCAUAA
Caenorhabditis briggsae is the source of this 240-nucleotide messenger RNA. The coding region runs from base 1 to 240 and encodes 79 amino acids. The record is from RefSeq and is a predicted model, not a curated record. NCBI's taxonomy places the organism in Eukaryota, Metazoa, Nematoda, Chromadorea, Rhabditida, Rhabditidae. The transcript has 2 exons.